Messenger RNA from Arachis ipaensis, 991 nucleotides. The record is from RefSeq and is a predicted model, not a curated record. NCBI's taxonomy places the organism in Eukaryota, Viridiplantae, Streptophyta, Magnoliopsida, Fabales, Fabaceae.
UAUGGGGCUUGCGUGUGGUUAAUAAAUAAUAAUUGAUCUUGAAAAUAUUUAUGCUUCCUUGCCAUAUGCUAAAUACUUUAGUUGAUUUAUGAAUCUACUUAUGUGUUUUUCACUGAUCUAUUAUAUUUCACUCAGUAAAUCACUAUUACCUGAAACCAUUUUAUUUCCAGUAUACACCAGCUAUAGACAUAUUGAGCAUUGUAUGCAUUUUCGCAGAACUUUUGAUUGGAAAGCCUCUUUUCCCUGGGAAGAAUGUUGUCCAUCAAUUGGAUCUCAUGACUGAUCUUCUUGGAACACCAUCUCUUGAAGCCAUUGCUAGGGUAAGGAAUGAGAAAACUCGAAGAUACUUGAGCAGCAUGCCCAAGAAGAAGCCAGUUCCUUUCUCCCAUAAGUUUUCUAAUGCAGACCCCCUUGCUCUUCGUUUGUUAGAUAGAAGGUUGGCCUUUGAGCCUAAUGAUCGGCCUUCUGCUGAAGAGGCGUUAGCAGUUCCAUAUUUUAAAGGCUUGGCCAAGGUUGAGAGAAAACCUUCUGCCAGCCAGUUACAAAGAUGGAAUUUGAGUUUGAGAGACGCAGGAUAACAAAGGAAGAUAUACGAGAACUUAUAUACCGUGAGAUUCUAGAGUACCAUCCAAAGAUGUUAAGAGAAUUUCUAGAGGAAGCAAAGCCAACAAGUUUCAUGUAUCCUAGAUAUUGUUGUCUAUGGCUGUAGCCAAACUCUUGUUUCAUCCUUAUUCGUUGCAUUUCUUUAACCACUCAAUACAAUUUUUUAUAAUUGGCUAUUCCCUAAAUAUCUCUAUGUAACCAUAUUUGCUGGCUUUUUCUUAGUAUUUAAUUCCCCAUGCAAGUGGACUUUGAAAGUAGAAGUUCUUUUGUAAAUAAUUAAGGUUGAAUGAGUAUUUACGGUUGAUAAAUCUUUUUUUCUAUUACUUUACUCGAUUGUAUGUUUGUUCAAACGUAAUAAUCAAAGUUACUUUACUCCAUAGUUUGAUUA